Scleropages formosus (Asian bonytongue) is the source of this 2187-nucleotide messenger RNA. RefSeq lists its product as uncharacterized. Bases 295 to 2073 code for a protein of 592 amino acids. Gene Ontology annotation, cellular component: external side of plasma membrane. The record is from RefSeq and is a predicted model, not a curated record. Gene Ontology annotation, biological process: positive regulation of T cell proliferation; cell surface receptor signaling pathway; T cell costimulation. The transcript is spliced from 6 exons. NCBI's taxonomy places the organism in Eukaryota, Metazoa, Chordata, Actinopteri, Osteoglossiformes, Osteoglossidae.
UGUGUCACUUUAUGUAUUCAUAUUCAAUGUAAUAAUAAUGCAGUGCAUGUGGGUGUUUACUGUUCGUAAGCAAUUAUAUUACCAUAUGAUUUGUACCUUACUAUUUCAUUAUUUCGCUGUAUAUAUAUUCCUUUUGUCUAACAUUUCGUCAUACGUGUCAUGCGAGAAUAUGUUAAUAGACGUCAGACUAAGGCCACGCCUCCCCAAAAAUGGGAAAAAGUUAGAGAAGCGUUUCGGUUGAGCGGCGGAGCUGGUGAUCGAGUGAAAAAUGGUUCUGUAUGCUGAACUGCUAACAUGAUGGGCCAACAUUCAGUCAUCUUUGCCUUACUUGUUUCCAUAGGCUUUGUGACUGAAGGCUCUGCUGUAGAAUCCCUGGUUGUGUCCCUGAAAGGCACUGCUGUCCUGUGCUGCUAUGGGCCCGAGUUCACGGGCUCUCCUGCUGACCAGCAACAUUUUAAGUGGACAUCUGGUGGUCAACUUGUUGCCCAGUGGUCCCAGGGGCAGUUCACAGCAGGCCCUGGGUACGAGGGCAGAGUCCAGCUCUCUGAGAAACGGGUAGAGGAUGGAAACUUCUCUCUCACCAUCUCACCUGUUGAGUACAAUGAUGAAGGUUUAUAUGACUGUUUCACAGGGUCUAAGCAUCUUGCUGCAGUGACAGUAGAUGUUUUAGUGUCUGUCACAAUAUCUCUAUGGGUAGGGGACCCCGUCACUCUCCCCUGCUAUGCCAAUGUCAACAAGCAGACGGAUGACAGUCAGCUUAACGUCCGUUGGGAGAAAGACGGAGAAACUGUGCUGCAGGUUCAAACUGGCACAGUUAACACAGGCUCCAGGUUCAGAAAUCGGGUCAGUGUGUCUCCAGACCGUGUUCGUCUGGGUGACCUGUCACUGACCUUCAGCAUGAUACGUAUCUCAGACAGAGGAGCCUAUCAGUGCUUCUUCAAAGACAAUAAAGGAACACCUGAUGGGAUCAUCCUCAGUGUUGCAGCUCAUCAGUCAAACAUCACCAUCCAGCCAUCUGAGUCCCUCCUCCUGCCGCUCCACAUUGUAGAACCAGUCCGUGUUCUGUUCAGUUCUGGUGGCUCCACCAGUGUGCCCGUGUGUACUGUGGAGGGAGAUUCUGUAGACUGUGGACCUCAGUACCAACACAGGGCGUCUGUCCACAACUCAACUCUCAUGCUGGAAUACACAACAACAGCUGACAGUGGUGUGUACAGAGUGAUGGACAACAGGACCAACAACACCAUCAACACUGUGUUUGUCAGUGUUACUGUUCUUCGUUCAGAGCUCAUCUCAGCUGUGAUUUUGCUGUUCAUCCUGGUCUCGCAAAUGUUGGUGAUUUUAAGGCUAACAUGGUUAUGGCACAGGUCAGAUAUUCGGAAGAUGCGUUGUGGAACAAGGCUGAUGCUCCUGUUACUGCUGCUCACUGUGGGGCUUGUGCUUCUAGGGCUUUCCGUGACAGUGAUGGUAAAACCUGGGUGGAAGAUGAAUUUUGCGUUUGGUGUGAAUAGGGGCCUGUUCAUUGUCUUCCAGAUGGUCAUAAUAUAUUCAAAUCUGGGAAUGCCCUGGAGAAGGACUGUGGUCAUACUGAAGCUGCUGGUGUUUCUGGUGCUGUUGGGUCUCUUGGUGACAGUGAAAGUAAAACCUGUGUGGAAGGAGUUAAAUGUGGUAUUUUGCCUGGGGCUCCUGGUGUUUGUCCUCUUCCAGGUGCUGUUAAUAUACAUGACUGUGAAAGAUGCCUUCAGUGUGAUAAGGCUUCUGCAGGACAAGACCCAGAGAGAGCGAGAAACAUUGCAAUCGAUUCUGCUGGCGCAGCUGCAGUGGCUGAUUUUACUCCUGCUGUUGGGGUUUCUGGAUUUGGGAGCUUCAGAGGUGGUGGUGAUAAUGGGCUUGCGGGAGGGCCUGUCUUCAGGGCUUCUGUUGGGAAUGACUGUGGGGAUGGGGCUGGGUGUGAUCCUGAUCCUGAUCAUUUUAAGAAAGCGCUAUCUGGUGUCCAAACCAAAGAGAACGGAGAACAAAAAUGCACAGUUGGAAUUCUUGAAAAGAAGCACAGAAACUGUUGCUGACCCGACCUGAGUUUCUGAAUGUUUAUUUCCAAGAAACUUACAGAAUUAAAUUACCUGCAAUCAUUUACCCACUUGGAUACUUUUUUACUGGAUACAUUUACAUACCUUGCUCAGGGAUGCUACA